UUGAAUUCAGUGGAAGCUGUUUCUGCGCUAAUCCCCACCCGAUGCAGCCACCAGAAGCACUUCCUCGCACCCGAUCCCCUGACAGGAAUACAGAGAAAGAGGAACCUGAGCCAAAUGAAAAUGGAUCAUUUUGACGACUUGCCCAUGAUAAAUAGCGCUACUUUAAAACGGGACGCACAUGUGCCAUCUGAGGUCUGAAUAAAAUGGGAACACGGCAUUUGAUGUUUAAUUCAUUCCCACUAGAAAAAUGAAGAUUCUGCUCACUUUAUUCCUGCUUCUGUGCUCCGACUUGGUGGAUUUAGUGAUGGGAUAUUUGACAGUCAGUAUCGAGCCUCUCCCGCCUGUGGUCAUGGGAGAUACGGUGACUUUGAAGUGCAAUUUCAGGACUGACGGCAACCUGAGAGAAAUCGUGUGGUUUCGGGUUACAGAGGGUGGUAGCUCUAAGCAGAAAAUCUUUACUUAUGACGCCAUGUACAACACCAAUUUCUCCCACAUGGAGGAUUUUCGCAGAAGAGAAGAUCUUGUUUACCAGUCAACUGUAAGGUUACCCGAAGUACAGAUGGAAGACAACGGGCCGUACGAAUGCCACGUGGGAAUCUACGACAGGGCAUCCAGAGAGAAGGUGGUCUUAGCAUCUGGAAGCAUAACACUUGCUGUUAUGUCACCUCCGAAAUCCAUCUCUGUAAUUGCAGCUGACCAACCGGCACGGUUCAAUCGCUAUGAGGCUCAAAACUUCACACUCAUAUGCAUUGUGACUGGAGGAAAACCUGCUCCUGUGGUGCAUUUCAAGAGAGAUGGCGAGCUGAUCGAGGUACUUCCCUCAGCCCAGCCAUCAGAGGCAGCUCAGAACAGAGGCUUGCACUCAUCCAAACGCAGCAGGCCAUUGAUUAGCCGAGAGCUCGAUGACACCAAGCGUCAGAAAUCCCUCUCUCACCUGGAGCCGGACAUUGAGCCAAUGAAGUUGGACCGGGCUCGUCCUCGCCACAGCCUCACUCCAGGAGCACUGGGUCAGGAGAGUGCCAGUCCCACUACUGAGAUCAUCCCAGAGACGGUGGUGAGCAGGGAGUUUCCACGCUGGGUUCUCAGCUCCAGCCCACUCUACUACUUCAACUAUACGCAGAUUGAGCUCAUGGACAGCACCAUGCAGGUACAGGCCAUGCUCACCUGGCACCUGAACCCACAGCUCGACAAUGAUGCACUAUUUAGCUGUGAGGUCAAGCACCCAGCUCUCUCCAUGCCCAUGCAGGCUGAAGUCACACUCUCUGCUCCAAAGGGACCAAAACUCUCCAUGACUCCAAGCAGAGUAAAAGUGGGAGACACUGUGCGCAUCACCGUGGAGGGAUUCCAAGUCGGAACAAAGGGGAAUGAGGUAUUUCCAGAGCCCCUGUUCACAUGGACGCGUGUCGGUGGGCUACUGCUGGAUGGCAGUGCUGAGAGAGAAGGCAAGGUUCUGGUUCUGGAGAGAGUACCUGCUGAGCUCAACGGCUCCAUGUACCGCUGCACUGCUGAGAAUCCGCUUGGUUCCACCAACACACAUAUGCGCCUCAUUGUGUUUGAAAAUCCAAGAAUAAAGAAGGAGACACAACACUUAAAUGUUGCUGACUCGAGUGGACUUGUAUGUGGACCCUCACUCACCAUACUGCUGCUGUCACUUAUCCUGGAGUUUACAUGAACAAACAUAGAUGAUCUUUCCUCUCCCUGACAUCUUCAGUUCACCUGAAAAGACUGAAUACAGACUAACUGAGCCACAGGUCUGCUCCUGAAUGAAAAACUGUGCAUGUGAGCUACAAUAUAUGACAGUGCAAAACACCACAUACCUGCCAUCUAGACCAUUAUCAAAUGGGCUUGACAUCAGCGUUACCUGCAAGAUCGGACCUGUAGAUGGCAGUAGAGACUUCUAGACACACAAAUGACAAGUUUGGUUGGUACUGUUAUGUCUUAGAAAAGUUGACUGUACUGUUAUUAAAAUGUGGGUUUUGCUGCUGUAUUAAUGGUUACAAGGGUGUGAAUAAGGGAGACACCGUGUUGAAGGGGUUUCAUAGAAAACCCUUACAGAUUUCCCAAUAUAUAAAAAAGCAGUUAUAGAUCUAACCUUUCAAGUGUGUUGUAAAAACCACCCAUCUACUGUCACAUGCACUUCGUUUCUUUCUAUCCUUGUAAAAAGAAAACAUUUUAUGGAAAUGGACUCUCUGGUAUACAUCAGGAGUUCUGAAACGUUCUACAGCCAGGGAUCCUUUUAACUGCAUUAUACAGCUCCUUGGAUCUAAUAAUGAAUUCCACAGACCAUUUCGGCACAGAUUCAUUUCAGGAACAAAAUCCAACUAUUCAAAUCUUAGGCAAAUUAAAGCUGAUAGGACUUUUUUUUUAUUCCUUUCCAUCAACAGAACAAUUAAGCUAAGGUUCACAUGAUUUGUUAGCUAUAGGCAACUUGUUUUUCAGUUACUGAGGUCUGGAUUAAUUUUACCUGGCCAUUCAAAGCAGCUAAUAAUUAUAAGAACUCGGUAAUAAAUAUAACUUUGAUAAGAGUGCGUUCUCAUUUCCUGUAUAACAGAAUGAAAAAUAAAUCACAGCCUGUGCUUUACAGACCCCACAGUUUUACAUUAUUGAAGAUGUUUAUGGAACCUGAUGAGCCCUGGGUGGCACUGUGGUGUAGUGGAUGCUGCCAUGUAGCUCCAGGGUCCCGAGUUUAGUCCUGAGCUCGACUUACUGUCCAUGUGGAGUUUUUGUGCAUGUUCUUCAUGUGUCCUAAUGGGUGCUCUUCCCAAAAACAUGCCAGAACAGCUAUGCUAAAUUGCUCCAAGUGUAAAUAUGUGUGUGUGUGUGUGUGUGGUGUCCUGUGACAAACUGGUGUGUGAUCCAGGGUGUGUCCCAGUAUUCCCAGUAUAGCCUCCAGAUCCACAGUGACCCGGACCAGGAUAAAGCAGUUACUGUUGAUAAAUGGAUGAAUAAAUGAAGAGCACCUUAGGGUGCUGGGUGGAACCAUUUCUCACCACUGCACAAAAAGCAUCUAGCACAAAAGCACAUAAAAGAUGACAUUCUAAUAGAAAACAGAAUCUCUGCAUCUCUGAGGCAACGUAUAUGUAGAACUCUACAGCAGAAAAAAAGAGUUCCCUACAAAAAUUCUCCCAGGAAGCCCAAAUUACUGCUGAAGAAC
Hemibagrus wyckioides is the source of this 3154-nucleotide messenger RNA. RefSeq names its product immunoglobin superfamily, member 21b (gene igsf21b). NCBI's taxonomy places the organism in Eukaryota, Metazoa, Chordata, Actinopteri, Siluriformes, Bagridae. Gene Ontology annotation, biological process: homophilic cell-cell adhesion; heterophilic cell-cell adhesion. The coding region runs from base 248 to 1672 and encodes 474 amino acids. Gene Ontology annotation, cellular component: adherens junction. The transcript is spliced from 10 exons. The record is from RefSeq and is a predicted model, not a curated record.